Messenger RNA from Arthroderma uncinatum, 4659 nucleotides. Its product is annotated as MAP kinase kinase kinase Czk3. Gene Ontology annotation, biological process: protein phosphorylation; stress-activated MAPK cascade. The record is from RefSeq and is a predicted model, not a curated record. Gene Ontology annotation, molecular function: ATP binding; MAP kinase kinase kinase activity. Lineage: Eukaryota; Fungi; Ascomycota; Eurotiomycetes; Onygenales; Arthrodermataceae. Gene Ontology annotation, cellular component: cytoplasm. The coding region runs from base 1 to 4659 and encodes 1552 amino acids. The transcript is spliced from 3 exons.
AUGUUCAGUGGAGCACAGGCCAAGGGCCAGGUCACGUUCUCGUAUCUUCCCAAUUGGGAUAUUCUGACCUCUUCUCUCUUCUCUGCCUUUCUUCAACCCUCGAUAUCAGUCAACAUCUCCCGUCCCCUUCGCCUCCAGCGCGAGGAACCAGGCGUGCGUGUCGGUGCAAAUGUCGACCUGUCAGCUACUAGUGCGAUGCUAAACUCGAAGUGGCCAAUGGGCCCUCCACUCGCCCGCUCGCUACUCGCCAACUCUGCUGCAGCUUCAUCUCCCAUCCCUCCUAUCCCGGCAGGCCAACUGCAAGCUAGCCAGUCUCAAGGUCAAGCCCCAGACCUCAAGCCUCAAGCCGCAAGCCGCCCAACCCGCCCGCCGGCCAGCGACGCCCGACGACGAGACUUCUUCAGGAUGGAUAGGGAGAGCCCUGGCCGUGAUAGAGACCGUGAUCCCAACGGCGAGUACUUCUACUCGCGCCAUCAUCCCUCUGGCUUCGCCCUCCCCGCUUCCACUCCGGCCGCCGUUGACGACCACGACCAGGCCAUUCUCAGUCCAGGCCCGGGGCAAGGUGCAACUGCAACGGCAAGCUCCAUUUCCAACCGUGAAGACAAUUCACAGCUAAACCUCAACCUCCUUGCCCGAGUAGGCCCAACUACACCUGGCGUCGGUCCCAAUCUCAACCUCAUCAGACCGUCACCACAUUACUCCCCUUCGCCAGCAGCUUCUCCAUCCACGUAUCCCUCAUGGCCCGGCAGUGCUGCCGCCAGCCAUUCUCUCGGAGGUAGCAGCAGCAGCAGCGGUGGUAGUGGUGGUACGGAAGCAGCCACGACAGCAAUCACAGGCAGCACAGGCAUAAUGGGUGAAAGAGAGAACAGCAAUCUUCCUAUGCGCCCGCAGAGGCCCCUAGGACCUGCCAGAACCCCUUCGAACACUUACGCGCCCCCACGACGGCCUAAUCAGUUUAUCACCGCGCACUCGACCAGCCAACUCCCGCUCUCUUCAAAGCGGACACCCCGCCGUGACCGUGACCGAGACCCCAACGCGCAGUACCAAGCUCAGGAGAAGGCCUACGUCCAGAGAGUACGGCAGGGCCCCCCGCACGAGUGGUUCAAUACUUCUCCUCAGAUGUCAUCGGCUUCGGCCGCGGCAGCCAUGGAUCUCGAGUCUGAUGUGGGCGAGGAGUCGCCAUCAUCAGAGGCCCAGUUCGAUAAUGAUACCUUUGAUCCAGACCUGCGUAUGGCUCUGGAAGAGGAAGACCUACAACCCACGUUUGAGGAACUGCAGGACCCUAGAGUACGAGAGAGGCUGGAGUGGCAUUCCAUGCUGGCCUCGGUACUCAAGGGCGAUGUCGUGAGACAGGAAAAGCAACGUCUCAUCGGUACCAUGGAGCAGAAAAGUAAAGAGGUACUGGGCGGUGAGAUCUGGAUGGGCGUCAGAGCUCGUUCGUUCGGACGCACCGUCGCGACCCAGACUAGGAUUAUCGAGGAGGAGAGAAAAACCAUUGGUCCCAUGCUAGAAGAUAUUAUCAACUUCAAGAUCAAGGGCCAGGCAGAAAUUGGGAAACCCCCUCUUCAACAGGUCGAGGAUAUCGUUGAGAAGAUUGAAAAGGUUGAAAGCCUAUUCGCCUCGCGUCGACAGCUCAAGCUCGCCAACUCCCGCGCAGCCUCGGAGGAGUUCUAUCAAUCUUGCGAUGCCAUCAUCUCAUGGCACAAUACCACCAAGCUUAUCAACACACAGCUCUCUAUCUUACAGAAAUGGGUAGGCAACGAAGAACUGGACUUCACAAAACCCAUCGUCAACACCUCAUACGCCUCGGAAUUGUCUGAUGAAGGAUCGUUCCUCGAUCGCAUCAUGAAAGAAGACGGCCUCAAGACACUACAAGGUGGCGACCAGAUGCUUGAUGGGGUAGGCAAAGUGAUCAAAAAGGCCAAAAACACUCUCAUCGAUAACGCAGAUUCCUUUGCCCAGCGUCACUUACCCCCGUACAUCGAGGAACUACUCACCUUGAUCAACUUCCCUUCUCGCCUCAUCCAAGAAGUCACCCGCAUCCGCCUCUCGUACGCCAAAAAGAUGAAAGAUCCAGGUCAACAGUCUCCUAUCCUCCUGGACCAGAUGAUCGUCCAGUUCCAGAUCCUUAUGAAAGUAGCCACCGAAAUCAAGCUCCGAUACCUCAUCAUCUCAGACCCUGAGCCGGGCUGGGACCUUCCUCCAUGUGUGGAUGAGAACUUCGACAUGGUCGUUUUAGAUGCGUUGAAGUAUUACUUCAAGCUACUCAAUUGGAAACUCAGCGCGAACAAGAAUACCUUCAAGGAGGCAGAAAUAUUAGAGCAGGAGUGGGAUUUCUCGAACCAGAUCGGGAGACAGCUUGACGGUGGCGAUAUCGAGGUUGCCGAACAGUUUAGUACCCUGACCGCUAAGGCUCUGCAGCGACUCAUGCUGCAUUUCGAACGUGAGCUCCUUACUAAGCCCCAAGAGGACGCCAUGGAGAGCGAGAAACAAUACAAAAAUAUCCUCGACUCCGUUCGGGUUCGACAGCGAAAACUCUUCCGCUUCUCUCGCUUCCUUCGCCAACGUUUCGAAAAUGCCACUGAGUUCAAUCUACGCAAUGACAGUAUAGAUACCUUCACCGAAGCGCUGCUAGCAUCAGGCCAUUUCCUCGUUGUGUCUACGGACUCUGUGGGCCAGAAAGGUGUAUCGCUUCUCGCUUCACCAUCUCUGUUUGACCGUCCAAAGGACAUCCAAUCCAUCCUUGGCACUUCAUUCCUCGCCGAAGAUGCCCCCGAAAAUUUAUCAUACCCCUACAUUCUCGUCAUUCGGCCGGACAAGCCUUUCCAGUGGUCAGGGAAACGACUAGAGGUAGAUUUACUCGAACAUCCGACUGAUGUACGCAUGGGUAAACUCCGUCUAGUCGCUGAUGGAUCGCAAGAACGACUUCAAAAUGCUCGUCUGGCACUUUCCAGGUCCACUGGACUAGAAUUCGAUGUCACUAUCGAACAACGUGCGAACUUGGGACGUGUCAACGUCGAACUCAACAAGAUCAAGAAAACGGCAUUUAAAUUGUCAAACACCAUUAUCGACAGUGUAGAGAUCAUCAGAAGCCAGGGCACAGAUAGACAAAACCUCGAGCUCAUCCAAUCUUGUUUCGCAUUCGCCACAGAAUUCGGCAAACGAUCAUUAAUGUACAUGGAUCCUAACCACCGAUCGAUGAACCAUGGCAAACUUGUCAAGCUAGGUCUCGAUUGGAUCUCCUUCAUCUGCGACGACUGUGAUGCUGCAGAUCGCAAGACCUUUAAAUGGGCCGUGUCUGCCCUCGAGUUUGCCAUGAUCAUUACUCAUGGCCAUUCUGUCAUUGCCAUGAGCGACGAGGAGUACGACCUGCUCCGUGUCAAGGUUGCCGGCUGCAUGGCGUUGUUAAUUUCCCAUUUCGAUAUUAUGGGUGCCAGAUCCACUUUGGCUGCAAAGGCUGAAAAGCAACGCACGGAUGCCACUGGAAGCUACAGGAAUUUGGAUUGCAGUGGUGUUGCAAGUGACGAAGUGGCGUUAGCACAGGUACGAGAGCAACGACUGCUGCAUCUGUCCGAUAUAGAGGUUUUUAGGGCAGAGGAAGAUUCCAAGCGACAACCGCUUGGAAAGGUGCUGGAAGGAGUCAACGAAGCCGACCGCUCGCUUACAGUGCUCUCCUCAUCGGCUACAAACAUCAACUUACGCUGGCAGCAAGGUCAAUUUAUUGGUGGCGGAACAUCAGGAUCCGUCUACGCCGCCAUCGACCUGGAUACCAGCUACCUGAUGGCCGUCAAAGAAAUUCGUCUCCAGGAACCGUCUGUCAUCCCUGGCGCCGCUCAACAGAUCAGAGACGAGAUGGGUGUCCUCGAAGUCCUCGAUCACCCCAAUAUUGUCUCGUAUCACGGCAUCGAAGUCCACCGGGACAAAGUCUACAUCUUCAUGGAAUACUGUUCUGGUGGUUCUCUUGCCACCCUCCUCGAGCAUGGCCGCAUCGAAGACGAAACCGUCAUCAUGGUCUACACCCUCCAAAUGCUCGAGGGUCUCGCCUACCUCCACCAAGCUGGCAUCGUCCAUCGCGAUAUCAAACCCGCCAACAUCCUCCUCGACCAUAACGGAGUCAUCAAAUACGUCGACUUCGGCGCCGCUAUGGUCAUUGCUAGACAAGGCAAGACCCUCGCUGCCAUGGACCACUACAAGGAUCCUGCAGUCGCCAACAAGGACCAACGCAAGAACCAGAAAUCUGUCACCGGUACGCCAAUGUAUAUGUCUCCCGAACUCGUAAGGGGAGAAACAAGCCACACCUCCUCCCGUCAUGGGUCAAUGGACAUUUGGUCCUUAGGUUGUGUCAUUCUCGAAAUGGCAACGGGAAUGCGACCCUGGGCUGGCGUUGAUAAUGAAUGGGCGAUAAUGUACAAGAUCGCACAAGGCAAUCAACCCCAUCUCCCGAGCAAAGGUGAACUAUCCGAUCUCGGAAUUGACUUCAUCAGACAAUGUUUCGAACCAGAUCCAGCCAAACGGCCAAGUGCCGCUGAACUAUUACAACAUGAAUGGAUGGUUUGCAUUAGGAAGCAGGUUGUCGCUGAACCGCAAACUCCAAGCAGCGAGGGGAGCGCCUAUACUCCUAGCCUAGUCGGCACCCGGCAGAACUCAAGCCAAUUUUGA